Molecule: messenger RNA, 6575 nt
Organism: Leguminivora glycinivorella
Lineage: Eukaryota; Metazoa; Arthropoda; Insecta; Lepidoptera; Tortricidae
Gene: Sbf
Product: myotubularin-related protein 13
Exons: 40
Source: RefSeq, a predicted model, not a curated record
CAGGCCGAGUGAAGGUCUCAGACAAACAAAGUGCAAAAAUAAUACAAAUUGUAUUACAAACAGUGCGAAUUUUUGGCCACUUAAUAAGUAUUUAUGCUGUUUAUAUUUGGAGUAUAUUAUUAAAACGUUAAACAGUUAACUUGUAUAAAUGUCUAGUGUAUAACCUCUCAAUAAGCAAUUAGCUUUUCUUAUUGCAAUAAAAUUCCUUAGCUCGCGAUAAAUGAAAGUGUUGUUUACAUUCCGUGAAGUGCAUGGUGUGCAGUUUGCGUCAGUUUUGGAUGCAAGUCGUUAGAAUAACGGGGCGAGUGUCAACGAGUGAAAAUGCAGGGGCAAGAGUUUGUGUGUUCAAAAUGUGUGUAAAUCUGUGUAAUUUAAUUACAAAGUGUUAUUGUGGUGUUCUGUGCUGGAUGUCGCGGUAGGAUUGCCAUGUCCCGGCUGGUCGACUACUUCGUGAUUGUGGGAUUCGACCACGAGAAAGAAAGAGGCGGGCUUAGCAGUGGCGUCAUCCUACAACGCUUUCCAGAGAUCAACUGGGACGACACACCUUUCCACGAAGGGAUAGAAUGGUUCUGCCAGCCACAAGGAUGGGCGUUGUCGACGGAGCGCUCGGAGCCGCGGUUCUACGUGUCCGUGCUCACGGACGUGGACGCGAACAGACACUACUGCGCGUGUCUCUGCUUCAACGAGACCGUCGCCAUCACGCCCACCAAGCCUGCAGACGAGGACGAGGAGUCUCUAGAGCCGCGGCCCGUGGCCAACAUCACACACCACAGCAUCAUGUACGCGCCCAAAUGUCUCGUCAUAGUAUCGCGGCAGGACUACUUGGACACCUUUCGGAACUGUUUAGGCAUAAUCUACACAGUAUGGGUAGAAAACCUUGGCGUACCCCUGGAGACAUUGGUGGGCAACCUUCUGGGUUGCGUAUUGGUGCCUCCAGCGGGCGGUCCGCAGGUCCGCUUCAGUAUUGGAGCGGGCGACCGCCAGGCGUUGCAACCGCCUGCCGCUCCGCCACUGCCCGUCACACAUACAUCUGUGCACAUGCUACUGAGAUUACUAGGCAUCCACAACUCCGUAACCCUCUGGUGCGCCGUGAUGUCCGAGCACAAAGUCCUCCUAGUCUCCCUGGCGGCGGCCCGGCUGGCGGGCGCGUGUAGGGCGCUCGCCGCGCUCAUGUUCCCCUUCCGCUACGCGCACGUGUACAUCCCGCUGCUGCCGUCCGGGCUGGUGGAGGUGCUGGCCACGCCCACGCCCUUCCUUAUUGGAGUACAUUCCAGUUUGAAGGAAGAGGUGUCGGAGCUGCUAGACGUAAUAGUAGCAGACCUGGACGUUGGUUCCCUCCACAUUCCUGCUGGCGUGAACAUCCCCCGGCCCGACGGCAAGCUCCUAUCAUCGCUCCAAGAAGACCUAGCACUGGUUCUACAACCAGAGUUACGGUCUGCUGAUUCAGCCUUCGCACCACCACCGCCAGCAGCGUCUCCUCCUCAUAUGUUGGAUAAAGAGAUUAGAGCAGUCUUCAUGAGAACUUUGGCCAAGUUGCUGCAGGGUUACAGACACUGCCUCACGAUCAUCCGUAUCCACCCGUCUCCAGUGCUCACAUUCCACAAAGCUGGGUUCCUCGGCAGUCGAGGUCUGGCGCAGUGCCCGUUUGCCGUCCGCCUGCUCGACUCCAUGUUUUUCAACGGACUGGUCGCGGAGCGAGGCCCUCCUUGGCGACCUACUGACAUAUGGGACGAGCUCGUGCAGAACCUGCCAGAACAAUUGCGAUUAGAAUCACUAAAUCCGAACCUGGAGCUGCAACACAUACAAGACCUCGCGAUGCAACUGCAACUCAACGAGAAUCCCAACCCACAGACGUACCAGCAACGUAUUCUCCGACCACCCGAAGGAGCGUCGGCUCGUAUCCACCAGCCUCCCCUACCAACUUUGGACCCGGUGCGAGUUAAAGAGGUCAUUGCCGAGGUCACCGCCAGGAACGCAGAGCAUCCCAAGCUGACGGCGCUGCGCGCGCCCGGGCCGCGCAUCGUGCCGCCCGCGGCGCCGCCCGCCGGCGCGGCCGAGGCGCCGCACGUGCUCGUCACCAACUCCGCCCGGCGGCUCGAGGUCCUCCGAGCAUGCAUAGCGGCCAUAUUCGAGUGUCGCUACGCAGACGCACGCAAAUCGUUCCCCGCCGUACUACUAGCGUUACGCGCGUGCGCCGCGCGCGCUGCGCUCGUACGAGACUUGGCCGCGCGGUUACCUAGCAACAAGCAUCUGUUACACCACCACCAGUUCGAGUUACUAGUCAGACUAAUGAACUGCGCCCUCCAGUCCUCCUCAGCACUAGACGAGCAUUCAAUAGCGGCCGCCAUGUUGCCGCUCGCGACCGCCUACUGCCGCAAGCUGUGCACCGGCGUCAUCCAGUACGCCUACAUGUGUAUACAGGAGCACCAAGUGUGGACGAGCCAGCAGUUUUGGGAGGCGGCCUUCUACCAAGACGUUCAGCGCGACAUCAAGGCUUUAUACCUCCCGAGUCCUACGCACCACCAGAGGGCGCCUAGUCCGAGGGACGAUGAAGAAUACUCAUUGCUGAGGGCACAAGAGCCUAGCGCGUUGGAGAUCGCCGCCGAACAGAUGAGGCUGUGGCCCUCCCUACCUCCAGAGAAGCAGCGAGAAAUAAUAGCGAGCGAAGAAUCAACACUAUACAGCCAAGCAAUACACUACGCCAAUAGAAUGGUUUACUUACUUCUACCACUAGAGGGCGCCGGUCGACGCGCCGACGCCAGAGGAGACGACGCAGACAGAGCUAGCAAUAGCAUCACUAACAGUGUGGCGGAAUCGGAUAGCGCUGACGCAGAGUCCGGCUUCGAAGAGGCUGACCCUGGCGAAGCAGGAAAUAACGUUAUCAAGAUGGUUUCCAGAUUCGUAGACAAGGUGUGCACUGAAGGAGGUGUGACCGCAGACCACGUCCGGUGUCUCCAUCAAAUGAUUCCCGGUGUCGUUCAUAUGCAUAUGGAGACCCUCGAUGCUGUGGCGAGAGAAAGCCGCCGCUUGCCACCUGUCCAGCAGCCGCGAAUAGUCGCCCCCUGGUUAGUACCAGGCGAGGCGGUGUCAGGACAAGCCCUGCGUUGCUGCCUGGCGGCAGACGGCCGUGCAGCACCGCUCCUACCGGCAGAGGGCGCCUUAUUCCUUACCAACUAUCGACUCGUGUUCCGCGGCGCGCCUCUUGACCCAUUCGCGUGCGAACAAACGGUCGUCCGGUCGUUCCCUCUGUGCGCACUAACACGCGAAAAGGCAGUCCGCACGCACUAUCUACCACAUUUAGAGCAUUCGCCGCAAGAGGGUCUCCAACUGCGCUCUGCAACCUUCCAGCUUAUCAAGGUUGUCCUAGACGAGGAAGUGAGCUCGGAACAACUAGACGUGUUCCGGAAGGCGCUAGCGCGACUGCGGCACCCGCAGCACGCGACGCAUCACUUCGCACUCGCGCCGCGCGCCAUGCCGCCGCAGCCCGGCCCGGUGCCCAAGCACCACACACUCAAGGGCUUCGCAAAAAAGACUCUGCUCAAGACGGCGCGACGGGCCGGUCUCAAACCAAAGCCGUCCAAGCGACAGAAGUACGUGCUGCCUUCCGCGUCUGCGCGCUCGCUGACGUCACCGCCGCUCAUGUCGUCCUUGUCUGCUGAUACGCUCUCAUUGGAGGAGUUGGAGCUGGCCGGCGCAGAGGGCGCUGAGGUGCCCGCGGCGCGCACGCUGGAGCGCGUGCGCGAGCGAGCCUACGCGCGCGACUGGGCGCGCCUCGGCCUCGCCGCGCCGCCCUUCCGCCUCACGCACACCAACGCCGUCUACACGCUCUGCCGCAGUUAUCCAGCAGUGUUCCCCGUACCUGAAGGCGUCGGCGACGAAUCCCUGCGAAGAGUCGCGCGAUGCUACCGACAAACUCGACUACCUUGCCUGACAUGGCGACAUCCAAGGACACAUGCACUUCUAGUCAGAUCAGCGGCGCCGCACCACAAAGGAGUCAUGGGCAUGCUGAAAGGCAGCCACCAGACGCAAGCCGCGGCGCAGAGCGGCACUGAAACCACCUCUAGCUUAGAACAGGAACGGUAUUUAGCAACGCUGGUAGCCUGUACACCAGCGUCGCGCGGCGAGCUCGAAGACUCAAGUUUGAGUUUAGACUCGUUGUUACUCACGGAGGAACCCACGCACACACCACUGCUUAACAAACCCGGCACUAUGGGGUAACGGCGACGCGAGGGUCUGGCGGCGCAGGGCGGGGCGCGGCACUUCGGCCGCUGGGGCUCGCUGAAGGGCCGCCAGCCGUCCAGCCUCGACCUGUACCAGCGGCAGCGGCUUUCUGCUGCCGAUGUCGACUCGGUUUCCGGUGACGGCACGAGCGGUGUGCGACGCGCGUCCCUCUACAUCGUAACAGAGAAGGGUCUCAGCAUAGCCACAGUGAGCGGCUGCGAGCCGGUGCCGGCGGAGUACCCGGACGGGCGCGCCGCGCGGCACGCCUUCAAGAAACUGCUGCGGGCCGCCGCGCCUUCCGCGCCUGCUGCGCCUAACGAUCCUGGCUUCUACAGAUUGGUGGAAGAAUCAGGCUGGCUUUGGCAGUUGCGACAGCUUUUCCAACUAGCCGGCUGCGUAGUGGAUCUACUAGAUCUGCAAGGUUCUUCUGUGCUGCUAUCGCUAGAAGAUGGAUGGGAUGUAGUGGCGCAGGUAUCAUCCCUGGCGCAAAUCUGCCUAGACCCGUACUAUCGGACGAUAGAAGGCUUCCGAACCCUCGUGGAGAAGGAGUGGCUGGCCCUGGGACACAAGUUCCAGCAGCGACUCAACAUUGGGCCCACUCCUCAACAGGGUUACACGCCAACCUUUCUUAUGUUCCUUGACGCUGUGCAUCAGCUCCAGAAGCAGUUCCCGCUAGCCUUCGAGUUCAACGACUACUACACGCGCCUCGUCGCGUACCACAGCACGUCGUGUCGCUUCCGGACGUUCCUGCUCGACAACGAGGCGUCCCGCGCCGAGUUAGGGCUGGUGGACGAACGCCGGCAGGACAUCGGGAACCGAUUGGGCGUUGAGACUGGCGUGACCGGAUCAGAGGAGGACGUGUACCGCGCGCAGCACGGCCAGUCGCUGUUCGACUACAUCGAUAAGCUGCACCAGAAGUCUCCUAUUCUGUACAACUUCCUCUACACGCCAGACCUUGAUAACCCGGUACUGCGACCGAUGUCUUCCGUAUGCAGUCUGGAAGUGUGGGACUACUAUACUCACGAGGAACUAGCGCACGGUGCGCCGUACGACUUGGAGGCGCAGUCGCCUGAUGACGAGCGGGAGCCGCGCGCUCGGCGCACCGUCACCGCCGGAUACGACAGUAUACCUCGUGCCAUGCCAGCAUCCUUCACCGGGCUUUUAGAAAAGAUCCGCUCGCUAGAGCUAGAGUUAGGGCACCUGCCACAAAAGUGGCGCGUGCGCUGGGACCAGCUCGAGCUGCCUAACACGUUGGAGCUGCAGGUACGUAAUGCGAGUUGUCAAACGUGUUCAUCUCAUUCACGCAUAAGUUCAAUGAGACGUGGAACGCUGGAGUUACUCGUGCGCGGGCGGCUGGCGCGCGCGCCGGCGGCCGCGCCGCAGCACCGCUGGGGCGCCGCCGCGCACGCCGCGCCGCAGCGCUGCGACCACUGCGACCAUCUGCUGUGGGGACCCGUCAAGACGGGCGUGCGCUGUAUGGACUGCGGUGCGAGCUGCCACGAGCGAUGUGCGGAUCAACUAACCGCACCCUGCACGCGGUACAAGGCGCCACCUCCACCCGAAAGGGAUAGGGACCCGAGGGCCUCUGGUGGCAACAAUGUAGGCACGCUGCAGUCGUCUUCCCAGCAGUACUACGAGCAGUUCUCGUCCAACGUGGCUGAGAACAGGACGCAUGAGGGGCACCUUUACAAGCGAGGAGCAUUACUCAAGGGCUGGAAACAACGGUGGUUUGUGUUAGACUCCAUUAAGCAUCAGCUUCGCUACUACGACGCGAUGGAGGACUCACAUUGCAAAGGCUUUAUUGACCUGGCCGAGGUGAUCACGGUGAUGCAGGCCCCGCCCGCGCCCGGCCCGCCCAAGAAAUGCGACGACCGCUCGUUCUUUGAUCUACGAACGAGUCGACGCACGUACAAUUUCUGCGCGAGCGACGCCAACGCGGCGCAGGAAUGGAUCGAGAAACUGCAGGCGUGUUUGCAGUGAACGUCACAAACACUCUGUGAGCUACAUACCAAUAGUAUAACUACCGAACCCCGUACCUGAACCAGGCAGGCAAGCAAGGUCGCGUGAUAAACGAUAUAACGUCAGGCCGUCCUUUUCGCACUAUCAGUAAGUGCGAUAGAGAACGCACCGAUGCGAUAAAGUUUAUCCAACUGAUGGGCUGCGCCCGCAGGCCUGGGACUAAAGCGGGGCGAGCCUGGCCCCAUGCCCUAAGCGUCAAGUCCAAGAGGCGCCAAAUUCGACACUUUUUAGUUUUUGUCCCCCCGUCGAAAAAAGUCUAAAUCCGGCGCUGACCUCAAUCUGAAAUACCUUCGGGCCUACCCUAGUGUGAUAUAUCACACUAGGGUAGGCCCGCC